AUCGAAAGAAAUGUCUGCCAAACCGAAGGUACUAGUAUCACAUGGUGCUGUUGUCUGUGAUGAGUGCGAAAUAAUUGGGGAUGUAACAAUUGGUGCACGAUCUGUCAUUCAUCCCAAGGCACGCAUCAUUGCAGAUGAUGGACCUAUUAUCAUUGGUGAAAAUAACAUCAUAGAGGAACUAGUUACCAUUGUUAAUAGAAAUCCAGCAGGAACAGAUGCCAACACACAGCAAGUGAUGAUCAUUGGGAACAACAAUGUCUUUGAAGUUGGUUGCUAUGUAGAAGCAACAAAGAUUGGUGAUCACAAUGUUGUGGAAGCUAAAGCAAAAGUUGGGCGACAAGUCGGUUUAACAACAGGCUGUAUAAUAGGUUCCAUGUGUUCACUGACCAGCAAUGAGACGCUACCAGAUAAUACUGUGAUCUAUGGCAAGGAGUGUGAGAGGAGGGUCCAACGAGAAAGACCUCCAACCCAGAAUCUUCAAAUUGACUUUUUGACCAAGAUAUUGCCAAACUACCAUUACAUUAAGAAGACCAAGUCUGGAACUCCUCAACGGACGUGAUGCAGCUGUACUAAGGAAUCACAAAAUUAUACCUUUACUUAUGAACAUGAUUUCAAUAUCCGAUGAAAUACAAAAAAAAUUAUCUCUGAAGCCCAGAAUAACAACAACUUAAAGAUAAUCUCAGUGUUUUGUUGUGAUGUCUGAUAUUAUUUCAAAAUACAAGUAUGCACUUGGAUUUUUGUAAAGGAAUAAUUUUGUGAUUCCUAGUGUUUUAUGUUUUUUCGAUAAUCAGUGCAAUAUUCUGGCAUGGUGGCAGAGGGAACUUUUCUGUGGAUGAAUGAACUACAAGUUGCUUUUGCUGGUGAUAGUUCACAUUCUGACUGGUGGUGGUAAACACACUAACUGGUUGAAACUUGCUUUGACCAGGAGAUACAAGGAUCUCCCACUGCAAGGAUGAUACUGAUCCCCCAUUUAGGAUGUACUGGGAGCAUGCUGUUCAAUGGACCAGAGCAGUUAUAGUCUUUUCUCAUUGCAAAUUAUGACAAAAUAUGAAAUAUCGUCAUUGUAAAUUAAUUAGUGUAAAGUUGCCAUAUAACCUUUUUAAUGUAAACUCAUGCCUGUUCUGUGCCUGUUCUGUGUCUGUUCUGUGUGAUAAUUGCAUUUCCAAUGUAUAUUUCCGUGAAGAGAAUUCUCUUAAAAAGCAACUGUUCAGUCAAUUCUUUUUUCUAAGCCUCCUCAGGGUGAUGCUGACAAAAAAUGUGUGAACUAUCAUUAUGUAUUUAAGGACUGGAUGUCCUCUUUAAAAAUAAUUAGCUUAGGUUGUCUAGCUUUGUAGCAUCAUUUUAAUCACAGUAACUGCUCACUUUAUAUUUUCCCUGGUGUUGCUUUACACAUUUUCAUUGUAUUUUUGUACAGCAAUCCAUCCUUUAACUAAAGUGAAACAAGAACCUGUGAAUUUACAGAAUUUCUCUCUAUUUAUGCCCAUUUGUGUGAACAUAAAAUUUGUUAGUUUAUUAUCUUGAAAUAUGGUGCAAUGAAGUAAUAUAUUGAAUUUGGUAAAAAUUGUUACUAUGCAGUAUAUGAUCAGCCCUUAAAAAGUAGGACUUUUAUGUUCGAUAGUUACCAGGAUUAAUUAUUAACAGAUACAAAUCACAGUUGUUUUGGUUUCAAAAAUUGACGGUUCAGAGGUGGAUAGAAAUAAAAAGGCAAAUCCAAGCUCCAUGACUGAGUGUACAUUCUGUAAUGGGGCCAAGUCUUGGUAUUUCUAUAGUGUUUCACUCAAGCUGCAAGUAUUGCAUUUUUUAGUUGUAUUUUAAAUAACAUUUACAUGACUACUGGUACAAGAUUUGUCCUGAUUAAACAUAAUUUACAUUAGUAAAAAUAUACCUUCUCAAUUAUAAGGAAACAAAAGACAUGUUUUAAGUAAUAUUCUUUUUCCUAUUAUGGAAGUUCCUUGUUAAAUGAUAAUACAUGUUCACCAUAUGUGUCUGUAAAUCAGUGUAAAUCAUUGUAUUUAUUUAAUAAAGGAUAGUCUUAUUUAA
This is a messenger RNA of Ylistrum balloti, 2040 nucleotides long. Its product is annotated as dynactin subunit 6-like. Gene Ontology annotation, cellular component: dynactin complex. Gene Ontology annotation, molecular function: dynein complex binding. Gene Ontology annotation, biological process: mitotic spindle organization. The transcript is spliced from 8 exons. The record is from RefSeq and is a predicted model, not a curated record. NCBI's taxonomy places the organism in Eukaryota, Metazoa, Mollusca, Bivalvia, Pectinida, Pectinidae. The coding region runs from base 11 to 559 and encodes 182 amino acids.